This is a messenger RNA of Mugil cephalus (flathead mullet), 1993 nucleotides long. It is a transcript of the gene spon2a, whose product is annotated as spondin 2a, extracellular matrix protein. Gene Ontology annotation, cellular component: extracellular matrix. Lineage: Eukaryota; Metazoa; Chordata; Actinopteri; Mugiliformes; Mugilidae. The record is from RefSeq and is a predicted model, not a curated record. The coding region runs from base 165 to 1172 and encodes 335 amino acids. Gene Ontology annotation, biological process: cell adhesion. The transcript has 6 exons.
GAGACGGGAGGAGGAGAGAAAUUUGGAAUGAGAUAAAGACCGGCAAUAGAGGGAUAAAGGCUGAUAAGGUUGCGUCGCACCGUCAGUUGCAGGAAGGGAAGAGUGGAGCCGUGUCCUGUCUGUGAUUUCUGCUGCAGCUUCUCUGCCACUGACCGACCGAUCCAAUGCAGAUGAUGUCAACAGAACACCUGACCCGCGGUUGGCUGCAGCAGCUGCUCGUCCUGCUAGUGAAGCUUUGCCUCGCUUUUGCUGGCCCUUUGCGACCACUCAAUGGGACAGAGUGCGCGGCCAAGAGUCCUGCUUCAUACAUCGUGGUCUUUACAGGUCACUGGAGCCCGCAGGCCUUCCCCAAGCAGUAUCCGCUUUUCCGGCCCCCUGCACAGUGGUCCAAGCUCAUAGCGGUCAGCCACAAUCGCCAUUUUCGGCUAUGGGAGGAGGGCGCUCCAGCCAGCGCAGGGGUGCAGAGCUUCGCAGAAGUCGGGGUGACGGUGGAGCUGAUGAAGGCGGCCAAGGAGGCCAGGAAGAGACGCGCGGUCGGCGCCAUGUACCGGACGGCUGGCAUCCCUAACGGCAUCGGGCACAGCUCCACGGAGAUGCUCAUGCAGCCCAGGAACUCACUGGUGUCCCUGAUGGUGAAGAUGAUCCCCAGCCCCGACUGGUUUGUUGGGGUGGAUGGCCUAAAUCUUUGCGAGGGCAACCAGUGGAAACAGGAAGUGACCAUUGACCUCCAGCCUUAUGAUGCGGGGACGGACAGUGGAUUCACUUUCUCAUCCCCCAACUUCCCCACCAGCCCCCCAGAAAACAUCACAAAGAUCACGUCUCAGAUGCCGAACCACCCAGCCAACUCCUUCUACUAUCCACGCGUAACGGAGCUCCCACCCAUUGCCAGCAUAAAGAUCACUCGACAGGGCCGGUCAUCGAAUCGUCAAACCCUGAUGUCCAACCACAUUCUGCCCAACUCCAUCAGUCCCCAGCGCUUCUCAGUGACGCCACUGGACUGCGAAGUGUCCCUGUGGUCUUCUUGGGGCCUGUGUCUCGGCCCCUGCUCCAGGGGCGGCGUUCGACACCGCACACGUUACAUCCUCUUGCGGCCGGCCAACGCUGGCACCCCCUGCCCUGAGCUGGAGGAGCAGGCUGAAUGUGUACCGCACAGCUGCAUGAAACUCCAGUAACCCACAGAGUGCACAUGCUAGCACGAGUACUGCCAGUAUUUAACACUGGGACCUUCAUGUUAUGACUGCUGGACUGAGAAAUGUUGCUGCGUCUCUUUGAUUAAUGUAAACGAUUGUUUUUGUCUUUGUUACAAAGUGUGAGAUAAGCUGCAUUGCCGUUGAAGGCCAUCGGUUUUAGAGUGAAUACUUCUCUGGGUGUAUUUUAACAGCUUUAAAGGGGAACUGAAGCCUGAUUGUGACUGGACGGGUAUAAAGGCUUGAGAAAACAACGUUCUGGUGGUUAAAGGGUUAGGAUUAUAAACUGCUGAAGAUACGGAGAUACACGGCGAAUGUGUGCCCUCAAAGACCUGUGCAAAACUUUUUAUGCUUCGUCAUCAGUGCGCUGAUGGUGGCACACCACAUUUUACAAUGGGCAUCUUCAACAAACACGCUCUUGCAUAAAUUCACACAUGUGCACGCAGGAAUCUCCGCACAAAGGUCCUUGCACAGACCGCAUACCUUUACAGACGUGGAGGCUUUAGUUUACAUAGAUAACCUACACAUGCUUGGCACACGAAGCCUUUUCAAAAUAACCUCACACCCUGAUUUAUAAAUAUCACCUUUCGUAAGAACCACCUACUAGCUGACUUGAAUCUUUGAGCCAGUGCAAAGACGAUGGCGACUUUUAUAAGAAGAUGCAGAUUUUUAUAGAAAGAAAGAUACAUAUUUGUAUUACUAUCUCUUUUGAUAUUUCAUUGUUGAAAUUUUGUACAUACUGUAUGAUGUAUCUUAUCUUGUAUAACACAUGAAUAAAUAUGGAAGUGCGUUUUUCAAAUACAAAA